Messenger RNA from Oncorhynchus gorbuscha (pink salmon), 1838 nucleotides. Its product is annotated as prespore protein Dp87-like. The transcript is spliced from 5 exons. The coding region runs from base 1 to 1044 and encodes 347 amino acids. NCBI's taxonomy places the organism in Eukaryota, Metazoa, Chordata, Actinopteri, Salmoniformes, Salmonidae. The record is from RefSeq and is a predicted model, not a curated record.
AUGUUACAAUUUUGCAGGCACUACUACAAUGACUACUGCAGCUCCAACUGCAGCAACCACCACCGUUGCAGCAACUGCUGCUCCAACUGCAGCAACUGCUGCUUCAACUGCAGCAACUGCUGCUCCAACUGCAGCAACUGCUGCUUCAACUGCAGCAACUGCUGCUCCAACUGCAGAAACUGCUCCUCCAACUGCAGCAACUGCUGCUCCAACUGCAGCAACUGCUGCUCCAACUGCAGCAACUGCUGCUUCAACUGCAGCAACUGCUGCUCCAACUGCAGCAACUGCUGCUUCAACUGCAGCAACUGCUGCUCCAACUGCAGAAACUGCUCCUCCAACUGCAGCAACUGCUGCUCCAACUGCAGCAACUGCUGCUUCAACUGCACAACUGCUGCUUCAACUGCAGCAACCACUGCUCCAACUGCAGCAACUGCUGCUCCAACUGCUGCAACUGCUGCUCCAACUGCAGCAACUGCUGCUCCAACUGCAGAAACUGCUCCUCCAACUGCAUCAACUGCUGCUUCAACUACAGCAACAGCUGUCACCACGCCACCUCCAACAGUGGCCACCACCACCAACGCUGCUCCGGCGGCAGCCACCACCACUGCUGUCGCAUCAACUGAUCCUCCAUCUUCUAGUGAAGGAACCCUGAGUCUUCGGUUUAGCCUCAACCAGAUGUUCACCUCAGAUCUUGCCAACUCGUCCUCUUCAGCAUUCAAGGCUCUGGCUGGCACAGUGGUCUCGGAGGUGAACAAGAUUUUUGUUAACACCCUAAGCUUCAAUCGUUCCAUUGUCAACUCAUUCAAGAGUGGCUCCGUAAUUACCAACAUGACACUUGUGUUCAGUAACAAAAAUUUGGUACCCAGUGCAGGCAGCGCACAGGCAACUUUCACCAGCAGUUCCACCUCCCUGCCCAUCCUACAGGGCAGCGUCAGUGUUGAGUCAUCUGUCAAUUCAGGAAGUGCUCCCCGACCCACUGCCUUCUGUCUGUCUGCCUUGCCUCUCACGUUGGCACUGCUAAUGGUACAGUUGCUGGCUAACUAAUAGCUUGUGUCAUAGCUGCUGUGGCAUUGGCUUGACCAAUGAACUUGACCAAUUUUGACCAAUUUUCCAGCUCUCAUAGAGACACCCUUAAGAUGAAUGACCUGCUUUAGCAGAAGAAUGCACAAUGGACUGUACCUGUGUUAAUUACAAAAUAAAUAUGUAUUUCAUGUACAUACCCCCAAGUACACAAAAACAAAAACACACCUAAAUGUACUUUUUGAUGUCAAGUAUGAUAUUUGUGAUAUUCCUUAAGACUUCGUGUGUUUUUUUUCUGCUGAUGAGUAUUGAUAUUCAUAGUAUUGAUUAUUAAGGGAUAAAACAAAGGUAUGGAUUUUUUUUGACAAACCAAUGCUAAAAUGUGACAAGGUAAAAUGCAUAUACCUUAUCUUUCAAGUGACUGUAUUUCCACUUAUCCAUAUAGGCUCUCAAAUAUAUUACUUAUUUAUUUGCAGCUUGCACAUGUUUUAUCUGUUAGAUUUAUAUGGAAAAUAACUUAAACAAUUAGAAAACCUUUCCUGCAACAUGAGACAUCCAAAUCCUAUUGUAUAAUUUGUUUGCUUUUGUGUUGCCUUUUUAAUUAGGAACUGCUUGUAACUACUGCAUUUAACUACUACAUUUAACUACUGCAUUUAACUAUUGCAGACCAAAUACCUUUAUGAUAUUUACUUUGAGUUAUUUUGGGCAUAUCACUGAAGUGUCAAAGUGGCCGAGGAACUAAUGCGGACCACUGCCCUGUUUUAAAAACAUUGUAACGUCUUACCUUGUUAAUAAUAUUCAAUCCAGUAUGUAAAACC